GCAUAGAGAGAGGGAGGAAGAGGAGGAGGAGGAGGAGGAAGGAGAAAGCGGCAGGGACCGCCCGGGCCUUGACAUCGCCGCCCACCCGUUUCGGUCCCGUCUCAGGCUCGCAGCCGUCGAAAUGGAGUGGCGCCGGAGAUGGUACUCUGCCGCCGUGCCUUCCUUUGGGCGGUGAUCCCCCGUGGCCCGCCCUUCCCCUUCUCUCGUCAGUGGCUCCUGCCGUCGCCGCCUCCGCCGUUGCCGUUGCCGUUCCUGGGGCCUUUCCGGCCUUUUGUGCCUCGCGCGGCAGCAGCCCACCUCCCCCUCAACCCCCCCCCCCGAGAAAUGGUUGGGGUGGUAGCGGACUAGUCCGUGGAGGUAGUCCUUGACGUAUGACCACAAUUGAGCCCAAAUUUUCUGUUGCUAAGAAGACAGUUGUUAAAUAAGUUUGCAGUAUUGUAAAUAAAAAAGAUCAACAUAAUGCUGAAGUGGAACGGUUUUGUUUUCCAUACCUAAGACAUACCUAUCUGAAAGGGUAGCAAGUCACGAGGCAAUUGACACCAACAAGUUCUAGCUUGCGGGUCGAGUACCCAACAAACGACGAGUACCAGGACAAAAAUUUUGCGUCAAAAUGCAUCGAGUACCAAAUUCAAUGAGUUUCAAAGCAGUCGAGUACCGAGCAACAUGAACCGUGAAGAUCGGAAUGCGCUGCGUAUUAAAGAAAAAGAGAGGCGUAAUCAAGAAAUUCAACAGGGUGAAGAAGCUUUCCCACCUAAUUCUCCUCUUUUUGCUGAACCAUAUAAAGUUACCAGCAAAGAAGAUAAAUUGUCUAGCCGUAUCCAAAGCAUGCUUGGAAACUAUGAUGAAAUGACGGAACUUAUAGGUGACCAGUCUCUCCAGAAACUUGUUAGAAUUCCCAAACCGACAGGUCCAUCAGCAACAGAUGACAAAUCAAACCAAAGUUUCUUUGGUGAUCAGAGACACAAUACUGGCUCUCAUCAGAGCAGCAAAUGGACGCCUGUAGGCCCAGCGCCUAGCACUUCUUCCCAGUCACAGAAACGGUCCUCAGGUUUACAGGGUGGACAUAGUAGUCAACGCAACAGUGGCAACAGCACUAGCAAUAGCGGACAGAGGCAUGAUCGUGACUCAUACAGCAGUGGUGGAAGCAGCAGUAGCCGCAAAAAAACCCAGCAUGGAUCAGAACAUUCAAAAUCCCAUUCUUCCAGUCCUGGAAAAACAUCUGUUGUUUCUUCUCUGAACCCCAGCCAUUCCAGAUCUCAUGGAAAUGACCAUCAUGGUAAAGAACAUCAGAGAUCCAAAUCUCCACGAGACCCAGAUGCCAAUUGGGAUUCACCUUCCCGUGUACCGUCUUUUUCUAGUGGUAGCCAGUCGUUUCCUCCUUCGCUUAUGUCAAAGUCAAGUACAAUGUUGCAGAAGCCUACUGCCUAUGUAAGACCUAUGGAUGGUCAGGAAUCAAUGGAACCAAAGUUAUCUUCUGAACACUACAGUAGCCAGAAUCAUAGCAACAAUAUGAAUGAACUGAAACCUAGUAGCAAAGUACAUCUAACAAAGCUGAAAAUUCCUUCUCAACCACUUGAUGCUUCAGCAUCCGGUGAUAUGAACAGUGUGGAUGAGAUUCUAAAAGAGAUGACCCAUAUUUGGCCACCGCCACUUACUGCAAUACACACACCUUGCAAAACUGAACCUUCAAAGUUUCCAUUCCCAACAAAGGAAACUCAGCAAUCUAAUUUUGGCACUGGGGAUCAAAAAAGAUAUAAUCCUUCACUGAAAACCUCUAAUGGCCACCAGUCUAAAUCAUGUGACUCAAACCAGACCAAUGUUCUGAUAAAUGAUUUGAAACUCAGCAGCAGUGAAGACAGUGAUGGUGAACAGGAUUUUGAUAAGACAGUACCAAGAGGUACACCCGGAAGCAAUUCUGAGCCUUCCCAGCAUACAAGUGAAGGAGCAGAUAAUUCUAGGGAUGACUCAAGCAGCCAUAGUGGGUCUGAAAGCAGUUCGGGUUCAGACUCAGAAAGUGAAAGUAGUUCCAGCGAUAGCGAGGCAAAUGAGCCUUCUCAAAGUGCAUCUCCUGAGCCUGAGCCGCCUCCAACAAAUAAGUGGCAGCUUGACAACUGGCUAAACAAGGUGAACCCACACAAAGUAUCACCAGCUUCUUCUGUUGACAGUAACAUCCCAUCAACCCAAGGUUACAAAAAAGAAGGGAGAGAUCAGAGCACAGGGGGAGGAUAUGCAGACCAAAGUGGAUCAAAGGAUUCCAUAUCCUCUACAUCUGGGAGAGAUUCAAAAAGUAGCCAGAAAGGAUCGGAGAGCAAUCGUGGUCGACAGAAGUCACCUGCUCAAAGUGAUAGUGCGAUCCAAAGGAGGACUGUAGGCAAGAAACAGCCCAAAAAAGCAGAGAAACCAUCAGUAGAAGAGCCCAGAGGAGGCCUGAAGAUAGAAAGUGAAACCCCCCUGGACAUGGCAACAAACAUACCCUCCAACAGACAUAAAGCAGCCACAAAAGGCUCCAGAAAACCAAAUAUAAAAAAGGAGCCUAAACCAUCCCCUCGGCCUAUCACAGAGAAGAAGAAAUGCAAGGUGGCAAACAAACCCGCUCAGAAAUCUAAGGAAUUCAUUGAAACAGAUACCUCCUCCUCUGAUUCUGAUGAGAAUGAGAGCCUUCCUCCUUCAUCGCAAACCCCCAAAUAUUCGGACAGCAAUAGGACUCCUGUUAAACCCUCCAUAGAGGAGGAUGACAGUUUUUUACGGCAACGAAUAUUCUCUCCUAUGGAAGAGAAGGAACUCCUUUCACCGCUCAGUGAUCCUGAUGAAAGAUAUCCCCUUAUUGUGAAGAUUGACUUGAGCCUCCUAACCAGAAUACCAGGGAAGCCUUACAAAGAGACAGACCUAUCAAAAUCAGAGAGAAAAAAUGUGUGUGAGAAACAUCCAAGAGAACCCCAGAAAACAACUUCUGACAAAAGUUCCAACAAGGGCAGAAAAAAGCAUAAAUUAUGUCAGAACGCAGAAGACAGCAGAGGCACUGAAAGCAAGAAAACUAAAGUGGAAGAAAAACCUUCUACAGCACACAAGACUUCUAGUAAUAGAGAGUCUUCAAAGCAAAGCACUGUUAAAGAGAAGGAUCUUCUCCCAUCUCCAGACACAACCUCAGUUGUUGCAAAAGAUCCAAAGCAAGAGCACGGAUCUAGGAAAAGAACUAUCAGUCAGUCUUCUUCCUUGAAAUCAGGCAGUAAUAGUAACAAGGAUAAUAGCAGCACUAAAAGUAGCUCAUCUAAGCAAAAGAAGACAGAAGGAAAGGCUUCAAAUAACACUAAAGAAACAAAGGAAAAGGUUUUAAAUAAUUCUUCUAAUUGUCCUUCUGCCUCCGUCACAAGUUCCGAUAGUUCAAAGUCCCGAAGAGCAAAGCUAGUAUUUGAUGACAGAAGCUACUCAGCAGAUCACUAUUUGCAAGAAGCAAAGAAAUUAAAACAUAAUGCUGAUAAACUGUCUGACAGGUUUGAAAAAGCUGUUUUUUACCUUGAUGCUGUAGUUUCAUUUAUUGAAUGUGGGAAUGCAUUGGAGAAAAAUGCUCAGGAAUCCAAGUCCCCAUUCCCUAUGUAUUCUGAAACUGUGGAGCUCAUCAAGUACACUAUGAAGCUAAAGAAUUGCUCAGCACCAGAUGCAACUGCUGCAGACAAAAGGCUAGCAGUACUAUGUCUGAGAUGCCAGUCCCUCUUAUAUUUAAGACUUUUCAAGCUGAAGAAGGAAAGUGCGUUAAAAUAUUCCAAGACACUGACUGAACAUUUGAAGAAUUCCUAUAACAAUUCUCAAGCCCCAUCACCUGGUAUGGGAAGCAAACCUGUCAGCAUGCCAUCUCCAGUUUCACCAAAAUUGUCUCCAGGGAAUUCAGGAAAUUACUCGUCAGGGUCAACCAACCCUUCAGGGAGUGCUUCUUCAGUUACUAUUCCACAGAGGAUACAUCAGAUGGCAGCCAGCUACGUCCAGGUUACUUCCAACUUUCUGUAUGCCACUGAAAUUUGGGACCAAGCAGAUCAGCUUGCCAGAGAACAAAAGGAAUUUUUUGCAGAACUGGACAAAGUUAUGGGUCCUCUGAUCUUUAAUGCAAGUGUUAUGACAGAUCUGGUACAUUACACCCGACAGGGAUUACAUUGGUUGCGUGUGGAUGCCAAGUUAUAACUGGAUUGAAGUAAGAGGCUUGCUGCCUCUGAUUUUUUUUCAACACUGUGUCAUAAAAAAAAAUAAGGAAGACUGCCAUAAUGAAAGCAAAGAAAGUGAAAUCAAAGAGAAAGGAACACUUUCCUGUGUCUCCCAGCAUCAUGUGUGUAAGAACCUCCAAACAUUGUGUUAAUGAACUUUUUCAGCUGACCCCAUUUUAAAAAAGAAUAUUUAAAAAUAGUUUAAACUCUGCAAUGUUUUAAUGUAAAAUGGAUUCACUGAUUUGCAAUUGGAUUGGAAUUCUAAUAAUGAUGCCUAACAAAUCUGUUUUAAAACUUAUUUAUUUUAAUUUGUUUUUAAAAGCUGUGUUUUGGGGCUGGUUUAAAACUUAGCUGUUUUUCCUAUGAAUUUUACCUAAUCAAGUACUUAGUGAAGAUUAAAUGUAGACACUUUAUUUAAGUAUUUUGUGAGCUUUGUUAUUCUGUAAUGUCUUGUGAUGGUGGAGCUUGUAAGAGAAAGUCAGGGUUGAUAGAUUUUAAAGUGUAGACACACACAUUUUCCUGCAUAUUUAAGUCAACCCUUAAUGAUGGCCACAGUUUUAUUGAUGUGCUAAGUUCCAAGGUUAUAACUUCAUCAUCAAUUAAAUCAUUUGAAGUCAAAAUAUUCAAGUAUUUGUAUGGCAAAUCAGUUUCGAAACACAUGUCUUAACACUAAUAAUCUCAGUACGUUACAAAAUAUUGCAUUUAAUGCAAUAUUCAAUGUGAUGUGAGUCACAAUGGACUUCAGUCUCCAAGUAUAAAAUAGGAAUGGUUUCAGAUGGACAAUCUCAUACUUUGGUGCAGCCUCUUUUAUUUCCUAACUUGUAAUUGUUAGACACCAAAGCUUCUAACAGUAGUAAUUCCUUAUGUGAAACUGACAUGCUUCAUCAGAAAACGCCAUGUGUGACAAACAUCUGUCUUUGUCAGAAUUAUGUAAUGGACAAGACGGGGUAGAGAAUAGACCUGUGAAUUACAGGGACAUUUUAAACUGUUCGGUCCAAUUAAUUUGAAAUUUUGCUUUUAUGCCAUUCUGUGGCACAUUCAUUAAUGUUAAAUGUUUGUGAUGGGAACAGAUUAUUUAAUUAUAAUGAAAUAACUGUGAUCAGCAAGAAUCAUGCAUGAAAAUCUGCUUUAAGGUUAAUAAGCAAGGUACCUUUUCAUAGAAGGUGCUUAUCUGACUAAAAGAAAAAAAAUACUGCUUUAGCGUCCCUAUCAUGUCUGGUGUGCCUUAUGCCUUUUUAGAUGAAGAUUUUAAAUACUGUUUACAAGACGUUUUACACUUAGGACCUGGUAUCCAGUCAGUCUCCAGCAGUAAAAUUGUACUUCCUUUUCCUAAUUCUAGUGGCUGUCAUUUGUUGACAAUUCAUGUUGCUCGUGCUUUAGAGUCAGACUCUAAACCUUUUCGUUGUGGAAUUGUGAUAUGCUGCUUUGCCUGCCCUUGUUCCUAAAACCCACCCAGAUGUGAACAUGCAUGUUCAAGAAAACAAUUGCACUAAAAUUAUGUCUAGCUGUAUAAGCUAUGUGCCAAAAUGAUGGCGAGUUUUGAAAGAAGGAUAGAAUUUUACACCAAUUAGUAUUGCAGUAUCUUUGGGACAGUGAAAGUUCAGUAGCUUCAUAAAUUAUAACAACUAAAGAAUAGUUUGUAUAUUCAUAGAGAUUUGUAUCCUGAUGGGAUACAUGGUUUCUUUUAUACCCUGAUACUUACGAUCUGUUUCGUUGAAGUUGCUAAUCACUUGGUUUGUAUUCGAUGUCAUUAAAGCUUACUGUUGCACCCUGCAGCACAAGAAUGAGUUGUGAGAGCAGAAGAAAAACAUGUAGGCACAACCAUACAGCAUUUUUGUUUAUACAAAAAAGUAUAUUGUGGUUUUGCCAUGUAAGUGAUUGAAUUAUCACUGUAAAUUUACUAUGUGCAAAAAUCACCUUAGCUAAUCAAUAAUGGGAAAACCCAUCUGUUUAUAUGAAAUUGCAACGUACUAGUGUUCCACAUACUUGUGUUCCUUUCAGUCAGUGUGAGCAGCUAUCUUGGAGAAGAUUUUUUAAAUUGCUCCCUUAGCAAACAUUAUUGUAUUUACUCUCAACACAGAGAUUAAAGAGUUAAAGAAAUA
Molecule: messenger RNA, 6295 nt
Organism: Pantherophis guttatus
Lineage: Eukaryota; Metazoa; Chordata; Lepidosauria; Squamata; Colubridae
Gene: AFF4
Product: ALF transcription elongation factor 4
Biological process (GO): regulation of gene expression
Cellular component (GO): nucleus; super elongation complex
Source: RefSeq, a predicted model, not a curated record